Messenger RNA from Cooperia oncophora, 327 nucleotides. The record is from the annotation of a GenBank genome assembly. Lineage: Eukaryota; Metazoa; Nematoda; Chromadorea; Rhabditida; Trichostrongylidae.
AUAGUGAAUGAAUAUGAAAAAUGCCUCGGACGACGUGAAGACAUACAUAAGGAAUGCACGGCAGAAAGCGUGCAGUGGCGGCUCCCUAAUGGAGGCAACUGGCAGAAUUCGAAAGCGGCCACAAUAAAGAAUGUUGCCGUCAUUGGUGGUGGCACCAUGGGAAGAGGAAUUGCCAUAUCCCUCGCUCAAGCUGGUUACCAUACUACACUUGUUGAGAACGAUAGCGAGACGAUGGAAAAUUGCGCCUCUGAUCGACAGUGCACGCCCAUUUAUGUAAAGGAAGGGACUUCUGGAGAGGGAAGGACUUGUGAUAACAAGGGUGGGUGA